CACAUGCAGGUCAUGCAAUCAUCACAUGUUUUGAUAUGAUAAAAAUUUCUAGCAUGAUCGUAACGUCGAGAAUCGAUUUAUAAGACAUAUUAAUUGUUGUAAAACUUCAUCCGGUUUUGCUUCGAAUGGCUCUCCGGUAUCGCGAACAUUUUUUGAGACCCGAACCCCAUUGUAAUUAAACCUGAUCACAAUACUCGUAAAUGAAAAAGAUCGUAUGCUCUGUGAUGGCCGAGCCGCGAAAGGUGGGUCUGCAAGAAGAUGGAUUACAGAACGAGGACCUCCAGUUGCUAGACCUACAGAAAGUUGGCCUACAUGAAGAGGGUCUACAAAAGGAUCAUCAGCAGAAAAAUACUCUGCAUGGGAAAAACGCGCUGAAUGAAGAGCAACCGGAAAAAAGCCUGCCGAAGGAGGAACGGCAGAAAACGGACGUUCAGGAGGACCAGCAGAAGGCAGACGUACAAAAUGAUUGCCUGAAGAUCAAAAACCAGCUUAAAGAGCACACGAUGGAGGAGAACUUGCAGCUAGAUGAUUUGCAGAAUAAAUAUCAACAGAACGAGUGCCCGCAUAAGGGAGAUGUCCAUAAGAAUGACCCGAAGGAGGAAAGGUUACUUAACAAUAACGAUUUUCAGAACCCGGAACUGCAAAUUGAUGAUCUGCAAAAGAAGGACCUGCUUAAAAUAGCCCUGCAAAAAGAAGACAUGCAGAGGCGUUUGCUGACAGAAGAGCGACAGAAAAUGGAUCUGCUCAAGCAAGAACUACUGAAAGAAGAAAUUAAAAAAUUGCCUCAUGAUGCCAUAACUCAAACUCACGUUGCGUCUCACAGAGGCUGGAUGAUGGGGCAGAAGGCAGACCUUCUGACGCGACACCUCACCUACUGCAUCGACAACCCUUACCACGCAGUCACCAACCCCACGGGAAUGGUGAACCUCGGAGCAUCCGUGAACAGCAUGAUGAAGAAGGAACUCGAGCAGCGUCUGAACGCGCCCGAUGUACUUGUACACAAGAUGCACGUGAUCGUGGAUGAGGUGUACGCGCUGUCGGUGCAUGGGGGAGCGACGGAGGAGACCGAUAAAGGGAGCGAGAGAUGUCAGUUUCGCAGCGUGCUCAGCUACGACGACCUUCCUGAUCCACAGCGCACACACUUCGUCUGGGGCAUGGCCAAGGAUUUGGGAUUGGCAGGAUUCCGUAUUGGCGUAAUCCACACCCGCGAUCCUGCAGUGCUGGACUGCCUGAACGUUACAGGGAUCUAUCAGGCGGUGCCCAGCAUCGUUCAGGACGCCGCUGCCACGCUUCUUAGUGAUGCAGCGUGGAUCGACUCUUUCUUCCCUCUGGCACGAGCACGCCUAAAACAGCGCUACGUCGACACCGUGUCAGUGCUGGCAAAGGAGGGCGUCGCUGUCCGGCCAAGUGUUGCAGGCUUUUUUCUCUGGGUCGACUUGAGGCCCUACCUGCGGGACCUAACCGAGGCUGCUGAGAUGGAGUUGUUCCAACGCUUCAUAGCCGCUGGGGUGUACGUGGUCCCGGGCAAGGAGCAGCGGUGCGCAGUUCCUGGAUGGUUCCGUAUUGUGUUUUCAGUUGACCACGACCUCCUCGUCGUCGGCUUGAAGCGUCUUUUGGACGUCAUCAAAGGCAGGCAGUAGAAAAAUGAUACAACCGCAAGUCUAGAGCAGGAUUCGUCUUUAAAUACAUUUUCUGAACUAUAGAUUCUUGAAAAUAGGAUGUCGUCCUGUUAAUCAAUCAUAGUAACUUUUGUCUUGUAUGAGCCAAUCUUCAAACUUGCCUACGACCGAACUUUCAAUGUUUGAGAUUGACUGAUGUUUUUUAAAACAACAGAUGCUGAUUGACUGGAUAAGGCGAACCAGUGGAUAAUUUAACUCCUAAUAAUAUAUCUACGAAAAUUAAUUCCAUUCCAGCACACUAAACAAGAAGAAACAAGAAUGGAACUUCAUACGGGUUGCCUGGUUAUUAUGAAACCGUUUCUAUCAUGUGCAUUAAAGCUGAAAAGUUACAGUAAAAAUGUUUUUCA
This is a messenger RNA of Hyalella azteca, 2026 nucleotides long. Its product is annotated as 1-aminocyclopropane-1-carboxylate synthase 9. The transcript is spliced from 8 exons. The coding region runs from base 201 to 1640 and encodes 479 amino acids. Gene Ontology annotation, biological process: biosynthetic process; amino acid metabolic process. Gene Ontology annotation, molecular function: pyridoxal phosphate binding; transaminase activity. Lineage: Eukaryota; Metazoa; Arthropoda; Malacostraca; Amphipoda; Hyalellidae. The record is from RefSeq and is a predicted model, not a curated record.